AUACAUUUAUUCAUAUUGUUAGAAUCGAAACUGACCUUGUAAUGUACGUUUGAGUUGCUCAGUAAUCAGUUGUUUAUUUUACAUUGUAUAACGGCCGGCUUUGUCUCAUCAUCAAUGGUCUAACUAGCAGUUCAUGCCAUUUAACUGGCCAAAAGUAAACAUCCAACAUCUGUACAUUAAAUGCAUUAUCACUUUACCUUUUCCUUAUUUCCUCAAAAUUACCUAGCUGAAAAAAAAAUCCAACAUGAGUACUUCAGAUGGUUUUGAACUAGCUGUGCUUUGUGAUCAUGACAAGUAUACUGAACCUAUGGUGUGGAUUGGGAUCUACAUUGCAGUAGCAUCAUUGCUUUGCACCCUUGCCAUGACCGCGGACUUGUUUCUUGGUUUCCGAAGUAAAAAAGAUUGGUAUCCUUGUAAGUAUUUUUCUCUAAAUGCCGCAUCUAUUACAGUGAUAACAAUAGCCAUGAAACUGCCUGUGGAUCUAAGCGGUGAGAUGCCACGUCACAUCGACCAAGCAGCCAAACAAGGAAGUUUGGCUUUCAUGUGCACAAUGAUGGCUAACUUUAUGCCUUCUUUGGCAGCUAUGGACAACAAGACACUGCUUGCAAAUAUGGUAGGUUUGUCCAUUCUUGUUAUCACCAUCAUUGUAAAUAUUUUGAUUGAAAUACAUACCGGUGUUAUCAAGCCUGAUACUGUCCAAAUUUUGUGGAUCCAUGAUUUUACUAUUGACUUUGUUAUGGUCGCGUACAUCUAUACGACUGUGAUCACCUUGUUACUAGUAAUAUCAAUUGCAUCUUCUCUAACAAUUCCAACUUCUAAAGAAAUUUUAGAAGUCAAGUAUCAAAUCAAGAACAGAACAUUCUUAACUGAUCAGCAUCUACAACAUACCCAAAUGUCUAUAGUUGAUAAACUAAGGCAAGAUGUGAGAAGAUAUUGGGUCAUGGCAGAAAGUGGUAGCCCUCAAUUUGUGAUGGCUAGCAAUCCAUUAUCCAUUGCUUCUGGAGUAAUUUGUGUAAUUUUAAAUUUCCUGAACUUACUUAUGGUGCAAAGUUUUCCAUUUAGAGAACACCAAUGUGAAUCAGUGUACAGGAGGUCAAUACCUUUCAUUCUCAUGACACAGGUCAUUGGGGUCGGGGUGGGUACCAUUGCUCCGGUGGCAAGAUGUUAUUCAGUUUUGAACUUCAAGUUUUUCACAAAAUGGAAGAGGAAUCAUUUGAUGGUGUUUAUAGUAGAAAAGUACUGGACCCAACUUUUGUGUGAGUGGAAACAAAGGCCUAUACAUUUUCUAUCAAGCAGUAGACUAAGAACCAUGCUCUAUAAUUCAAAAGGUGUCAUUCUAAGCCUUUGUAUUAGACUUCAAAAGAUAAUUGUCAUUUUGUGUAAAGUGAUAUCGCUCAUCCUGACAGUCUUUCCAAUAUUAGUCUUCUCCUAUGUGUAUAUUAGGGUGUCACUGCAGGCAAGUUUUUUUACUCCACCUAUCGUCUCUAGAACUGACGAUAUAGACAAAGACCUUAGCAACUACGUUUUACACAUUCAUGAUGAUAUGGAGGCUACAGCAAGAACACUAAAGCGUAUAUCAAACUCUAGAAAUUCCUUCAUCUUAAAGGCUGAGAAGGAACAAAAUAAGGAUCUUUUGGAGCUUCUUGAGAAAUCUGCCGGAUUCAAAGGAGUAGAGACUUUUGACUCCAAUUAUGUUCAACCUCUGCUUUCUGUUGAACUUGUGAAUAGUUGGAGCUUACCAAUAGUUACCUUAACAUGCAUUGCGGUCGCUCUACCAAAUAUCAGUAAGGACACAACUAAAAACUUGUUAAGUAGUGUUGGUGAAGGUCUUUCAUGCACCCAUCAGGUGGAAGAAAGCCUCAACCAUGGAAAAGAAUAUGCAAAUGUUUUUAGAGGGAAACAAGCAAAAGAGAUUCUUAUGUGGUUUUCUGAUAGAGCUAAAGAAACCGUGAAAGAAAUCAACAUAAGUAUCAGUGGAGAAAUGGUGGAGAACAUUCCUAAGGAGUUGAUUGCUGCCAAUUCAAUGUACCGAAUGGUAGAAACAAUCUUGCUUAGAGAUGAAAGCAACAUAGAACAGAUUAACGAAGAACAAUUGUUUGCUAUUUUAAAUGGCAUGAUUGCAGACAUAUUCUCUGCUUGCUUCACUAACUUACCGCAAGUUAUAAUAGUCAAAUGCCAUGAAAGCGUGAUAGAGAAAAGAGAGGCAAGUGUCAAGGCCGCAGCCAAGCUUCUUGGUAAGACUACAAAGAUAAUAGAAAGACUAGAGAGGUGUGAACUACCAAGCAUGGACCCGGAUAAGAUGGCACAUGUUGAUGAGUGGCGUCAUUAUUUGAAGCAAUCAAUCCCUUAA
Helianthus annuus (common sunflower) is the source of this 2350-nucleotide messenger RNA. RefSeq lists its product as uncharacterized. NCBI's taxonomy places the organism in Eukaryota, Viridiplantae, Streptophyta, Magnoliopsida, Asterales, Asteraceae. The transcript has 2 exons. The record is from RefSeq and is a predicted model, not a curated record. Bases 245 to 2350 code for a protein of 701 amino acids.